This is a messenger RNA of Seriola dumerili (greater amberjack), 5754 nucleotides long. RefSeq names its product calpain-5-like. Gene Ontology annotation, cellular component: cytoplasm. Gene Ontology annotation, molecular function: calcium-dependent cysteine-type endopeptidase activity. Lineage: Eukaryota; Metazoa; Chordata; Actinopteri; Carangiformes; Carangidae. Gene Ontology annotation, biological process: proteolysis. The record is from RefSeq and is a predicted model, not a curated record. The coding region runs from base 293 to 2224 and encodes 643 amino acids. The transcript is spliced from 13 exons.
GUCUUCCCUUCCCUCCCUCCUUGUAAUCACCAGCCUUUGCAUAACACCUCCUGCAGCAGAGAGGUGCUCGUCAGACCAGUUUUUAGUCAGUGUUUGUCCUCACAGGCAGAGGUUGAAACUCAAGAAACUGGAUUUGGUUUGGACAAAAGUGUCACAGACGCCUCGUUUUGUGUGACGAAUGUUCAAAGAGAAAUGUGGUGACUGAUUUUAACACAUCUCGCAGGAGGCUUCACAGGACUGCACUGCAAGAUAAGACAGCUCAGCACAGCUGUGAAUCAUCAGCAUCUGGACCAUGUUCUCCUCUGCUGCCCCAUACAAAAACCAGCACUACGCUGAUCUGAGGAGGAACUGCAUCCAGGACAAGAAGCUGUUUGAGGAUCCAGAAUUUCCAGCCACCAACGCGUCGCUGUAUUUUCAGAGAUCACCUCCAGGGACUGUGGAGUGGAAACGACCCGGGGAGAUAAGCAAUGAGCCCCAUCUGUUUGUGGAGGGCAUCAGUUCCCAUGACCUGAACCAGGGAGUUGUGGGGAACUGCUGGUUUGUUGCUGCCUGCUCUUGUCUGGCUUUGAAGCCAAACCUUUGGAAGAAGGUCAUUCCUGACUGGAAGGAGCAGGAGUGGGAUCCCAAACACCCGGAGGACUAUGCAGGAAUCUUCCACUUUCAGUUCUGGGUGUUUGGAGAGUGGAUAGAUGUGGUGGUGGACGACCGGCUGCCUACAAUUAACGGAGAGCUCAUCUACUGUCACUCAAAAAACACCAAUGAAUUUUGGAGCGCCCUGCUGGAGAAGGCCUACGCCAAGCUCUCCGGCUGCUAUGAGUCGCUGGAGGGGGGAAACACUGGAGAUGCUGUGGUGGAUUUCAGUGGAGCUGUGGCUGAAGCCAUCAACCUGGAGGCUGGUGCCUACUAUAAAGACCAGAAAAAACAAGACCAGCUGUUUGAAGACCUACUAAAGGUGUAUGACCGUGGAGGAAUUAUAAGCUGCUCCAUUAAGGCGCAGCCUCAUGAAAUUGAGAACAGGAUGGCAAACGGGCUGGUGAAAGGCCAUGCGUACUCAGUGACUGCAGUGAAGAAGGUGCGCUUGGGCCACGGGCUGCUGGCCUACUUCAAGAACGAAACCAUCCCUCUGAUCCGCAUGAGGAACCCCUGGGGCAAGAUUGAGUGGAAAGGAGCGUGGAGUGACAGCUCUGAGGAAUGGUCAAAGGUUGGUGACAUGGAGAGGGGCAACCUUGGCAUCACAGUGGAGGAUGAUGGAGAGUUCUGGAUGUCAUUCACAGACUGGUGCAAGUGCUUCACAGAUGCAGACAUUUGCCGUCUAAUCAAUACUUCGCUCAUCAGUAUCCACAAGACAUGGAAUGAGGUUGUGCACUUCGGGAGCUGGACCAAAAAUGCAGAGCCGCUGUUAAACCGGUGUGGAGGCUGUGCUAACCACAAGCAGACGUUCCUGCAGAACCCACAGUAUUUGUUUGAUGUUACGAAGGAGGUCGAUGAAGUUUUGAUCUCCCUGCAGCAGAGAGACAUGAAGAUCCACAGAAAAGUUGGCCAAGGAGAAAAUCUAACCAUUGGGUUCGGUGUCUUUAAGGUGGAGCUGAACAGGAAGUAUCGGAUGCAUGACUUCCUCACACAACAUUGUGUGGAGACGUCCACCUACAUCAACGCUCGCACAGUGUUUAUGAGAAGCAUGCUGCCGCAGGGCCGCUACGUCAUCAUCCCCACCACCUUCAGGCCUCAGACGCUGGGCGAUUACAUGAUCCGGGUUUUCACUGACGUGGACUCAGGGUGCAGGGAGCUGACAGAGGAUAAGCCGAAAGUGAAAUGCUGGAGUUCAUUUCUGGGAUACCCACAAGUUGUGACUCACAUCUACGUCCACGGAGCUGAGGGGCUGCAGAACCAGGACAGCACAGGAGGUGCAGACCCCUACGUGAUUAUAUACUGCGAAGGCCGGUCAGUGAAAUCCAUCAUCAAGACGGACACCUUGCAACCAGAAUUUACAACCAGCGCCAUUUUCUAUAGGAAGAAACCCAGAAAGCCCAUAACUGUUGAGGUGUGGAACAGUAACGCAGUGAAGGACGAGUUCAUGGGCCAAGUGGUGCUGUCCGGGUUGGUGAAGGACACCACUGAUCCUCAGAGGCUUCAGCUGAGGAAGCGAGGUCGGCAGAUGGCUGACGAGAUGCCGGGGAGCAUCGGCGUGAGGAUCAUCACUGCGACUCAGCUGACGGCCAUGUGACCUCGCCGGUGACCCGAGAGACAGCUGAAUCAUUUUCAGUGCUGAGCUGUGUGGUGUGAACUUGACACGUGCCAUCAUCAAAGCACUAAAACCAACAGCAGUAUGACCUGUUUUCAGGGCACUAUUGGAUAGACUGAAUGUCACUUCCUGUUUGUUACUUUUAAUCAAAUGUUUCAUCUUCUCUCUUAUUACUUUUUUUAAAUUACUUUUGUAUAACUUAUGAAACAUUUUUAUAUUGACGAUUUUGCAAUUUGCUUGUGAAGAUAUCUUUUUUUUUUACACUUCAAAUAUUUGUGAGAAAUAUGGCAAUGCUUUGUCAUUCAAGUCUUAAAUACAAUUAUAUUUAUGGCCUAUAUAAUCAUCAUUAUGCAGAGAACUCACUGUAUGCCCAACUCAUAAUUCAUGUAUCAUCUGUCUCUUUAAUGCAUGUUCCAUCAGUUCAUAGCAUCAUGUUUUGUUCUCACGAUUAUUAACAAAAUGCAAAACCAUGAAUGACAUAACAAAUUAAAAUAAAUCCAACCUAAGAAUCAUGAUAACCAACAAGCAUCGUCACAACUCUGGUUUUCUUCCUCUUUUUAUUUCAGUCCAGUUCCCAAACUGCAAUAUUUUGUUUGUUUUUUUUUACACUCAAGACACAGCCAUGCACAAUUCAAAGUUCAAAAAGUCUAUUGCUUCAACCACAAUUAAAAAUAGUUUAUCCAAAACCUCAUUUCCCCUUCAAUCGUUUGUCCUUUUUCAAAGAUGGGGAAAGGCCUGCUGAGGUAUGCCAGAUGGAUCAGCAGUUUUACAAAGCUAGACAAUAAUAAGAGUAAUAAUAAUAAUAAUAAUGAUAAUAAUUUAAAAAGUAACAUUUUUUGUCUUUGUUCCAUUCUCUUGAUACACAUUAAUAGAGGAAUUUUCACACCACGUGUACAGGUUUACACAUUCAGAAGAUAGGAAUGUACAGGCGCAACCACAGAAAAGGGGCACGUCAGCGGUGUCUCUUGUCCCGAAAUUCACCUUUGUGCUCAUAGUUCAGACCUGUACAUGGGGCAGAGGCCAAACGUCCCAGGGCCGGCGAAGCUUCCUUGACAGGCCACCCACACCUACCGCACACACACAUACAUGUACUAACACUCAGCAGUGGACAGACUGUGUGGGCCCGCACACAGAGUGCUGCAUUCAUCGGCUCUCUGUCCAGAUGAAGGAGUGUCCGAUAAAGCCCAAACAGGAGAGCUGGAUCCAGGAGUGCAGAGACGGCGUGUGUGUUUGUUUUUCUCUUUUUGAUUUCCAGGGUGCAAAACAUUUAUUGAUACAUACCAUAGAGCAACCUGAAUAUUGUCAUUUUAAGUUACAUAAUUCUGAAAAAAGGGGGGGUUUUCCCGUCAUAUUUACAUACAUACAUACAUAUCCUAACAAUCUUAACCUAUUUGAAGAUGAGAUACAGUGUAUAGUUUGUUUUACAUGCAUGAAUUCUGUUGCAUCCUCCUGUCUAACAUCACUCCUUCAUCUUCUGUACAUUUGCUGUACAAUGGAGGUACAAUGUGACUAAGCAGCUACCCUGCACCUCAAAGUCAAGGUGGACAACACGAGUGAGGCAUCUUCUAGUGCAGAUUGAGGUAGCCCCCUAACAACACGCAGACACACACACUCACGCACAGAGGGAUGCUACAUGGGAAAUGCCUGACGAAGCUACCAAAUAACGACACAAAGUAGAUAACCUCUGUACAGGAACGAGUUUAAACGCUAAACCAGGUAUGGAAGGAAAUGUUAGGAAACGAUAUGAACCUCUACCACAGUUUCUGUUUUCAGUGCUCAAGGUACAAUCAUGAAAUGGCACUCACUACUUCGCUCAGUGGAUAACAUUCCCCCUCUCUAAUCUGUCCAAAAAACUCACCACAAACAUAUAGAUCACAUGAGAAAAGUCACAUAAGACACCAUUAAAAGACAAAAGGACACUGAAGCAUGAAUGAGGAGCACUGAAAUACCAAAGGAGAAGAGGAGGGAGGGGUGCAGGUGGGUGAGGAGGAUGGUUGGUGCCCAGUGCCUUAUUAGACAUGAAUGUUGUUGAAUAUUUAGCUUGUUCAGCUGGAAAGGGAAAGAUAAGGCCAGGAUUUUGCUGGCACAGUCACAGUCAUGUCAUGUAUUCUGCAGUCUAAGAUCACAAGAUUUACUAAUACCCCAUGCUCCUGCAAAAUAGAGGAAUCAUUUCCCACACUGGAGAACAACUGAAACAACCACCUUCAUCUACAUUUUACAUUUCUGCCCAUACAUAUCUCUCAUAACCUUCGACAAGGUUAUUUAAACAGUCAACGGACAAAUGACAUGAACAUUUUUUUUUCUCCCUCAAUGUCUCGUUGCAGAUUGUUGUUUUGGAUUGACUAAAUUUAUGUUCAGUGUAUUAUAUGUUGGCAAAGAUUUUCUUGUUAUUUCCUGCUUAAGGUCUAAGGGCACAAGGAUGCUUAGGACACUCUGGGAAACUGUGAUAAAUGUGGCACUGGACGUCCAACUCACUGUAGGUAAAUAAUUACAUGACCUUCUGUUUGCCACUGUCAUAAAAAAAAAAGAGCUCAUUUGAAAAUCUGAAAUGUUGCAUUUUUAGGAUUACGCACUGUCCACUGUGUACCAGCCCCUUAAAAAGCGGACUAUCCAUCAACAUAUACAGAGAUCUAAAUGAUAUCAUAUAUCAUUUCUGUUGAGUCUCUGAUCUAGUAUUUGUCUUUUCUUCUAUUUCAUACAUAAUUGUCAGAUGAAAUUAAAAAAAAAGAAGGCCUGAACAUUAAUUAAGAUAGAUGUUGAACUGUCUGUUUAACUCUGAUUUAUUUACAACAUGGUACAACAUGAAAAGAAAACAGAAACCCACAAAUACUAGCAUGGAUAAUCCUAUUUGAGAUGCUUGUACACAAUGAAUGCCAUAGUGUACGUGGACAUGCGCUUUUAAAGGAUCUGUCUAAUUAGCAGAUAAAAUGCUUGCAUUGGUAAUGAAACUGAGUGUUAAUGUGCACUAUUAUAGUUAUUCUAAAAAUUUCUGCCACAUAGACUAUGCAGAAUUUACAGUGUCAAACGUUGAUUUAAAUAUGUGACAGGUCAUCUGCAUGUCAGUGUCACUACAUCACUAAAAUGACAACUGAAUAUGUAACACUUUCCUCCUGAAAAUGAUGAAAAAUUAUGUACAGUAUAUACUUAUUAUUUUCUAUUUGCAGGUGUGAUCUGCGGCUGUGUCACAUUAUAGAUGGAUGCUGUUCUACAGUUUUGGUUGAAUUCAACAUUUUAUGUGGGGAAACUCAGUUUUUUCAGUAUUUGAAACAGUCAGAGCAUUAAACCUGAUAGCAUGUAGCCAGUUUUGGAAAGAGCGGAAAUCAGUAAAUGAACUGCAGGUAACCUUCAUGAACUCCAGUGAUUUCUAUGACAGAGACUGUCUGAACUACGUUGGCUCAAAUGAAAUAGAGACCCGUAUCUCUUCACUGACAUGAAGAAGAUUACUGAAGGAUGUUUAAAGCUGAUGUAGGUCAUGUGAAAUUAUUCCUGACUUUUUUUUCCCCUGUAGCUGC